This is a messenger RNA of Spea bombifrons (plains spadefoot toad), 1274 nucleotides long. RefSeq names its product brefeldin A-inhibited guanine nucleotide-exchange protein 2-like. The transcript has 7 exons. The annotation marks the transcript as partial. Lineage: Eukaryota; Metazoa; Chordata; Amphibia; Anura; Pelobatidae. The record is from RefSeq and is a predicted model, not a curated record.
GUGACUGGAGAACCGGUCAUGUGACGUCCUCCAAGAUGGCGGCGCAGUGCUGAGCAAGAUUUCGUUGACUUCCUGAUGGGGAUGCGGUCCGAUUCGUUUUAUUGUCCCCCCGUGAAACGAGCCGCUUUCCAGUGACUGGGCGCCGGGCUAGAGGAAGGAAGACACCGAGGGGCAUCCCUGACAUGCAGGAGAAGGGCGAGGGGGACAAGACUAAAAGCAUGUUCCUGACAAGGGCCCUGGAGAAAAUCCUCGCUGAUAAGGAUGUGAAGAAGGCCCAGAACUCCCAGCUCAGGAAGGCCUGUGAGGUGGCCCUGGAUGAACUUAAAGCUGAACUUGGCCAACAGAAAGAUGGCUCGGCCCCCUCCAAAGCUCCGUUCAUCGAAGCCGAUAAAUAUUUUCUUCCGUUCGAGCUGGCCUGUCAGCAGAAGUCGCCCCGCGUGGUCAGCACCUCUUUGGACUGCCUGCAGAAACUCAUUGCUUACGGCCACAUCACCGGCAAUGCCCCGGACAAAGGAUCCCCUGGGAAGCGUCUCAUCGACCGCAUCGUUGAUACCAUCUGUGAAUGCUUCCAAGGUCCCCAAACAGAUGAGGGCGUUCAGCUUCAAAUUAUUAAGGCUCUGCUCACCGUCGUGACGUCUCCGUACGUCGAAAUCCACGAGGGGACGAUUCUCCAGACCGUGAGGACGUGUUACAACAUCUACCUGGCAAGCAAGAACCUUGUGAAUCAGACGACGGCGAAGGCCACGCUCACUCAGAUGCUCAAUGUCAUCUUCAUCCGCAUGGAGAGCCAAGCGGUUGAAGAAAUGUCAAACUGUGAAAAAUCUCAUCAGAAACCCCACUCUCCCGCCAUUCACAAACCGACGGGAUCUCCACGGGCCUCCCCGCGAUUACCCGGCCGGCGAGAAACUGAGCCUCCUUUACCGGAAGUCAGCGGCGCUAUUACCAAUGGGGAUCAGAACCCAACUGGGAGACAGGAAGACGAGCACAAGGAGGGUAGCGCCACAACCGAGGUUAGUUCUAGCACAGAGAUACAGAGCGGGGAAGACAGGACUGCGGAAGAACCCGAAUCUGUCACGGAACCGGAUGGCAGAGAAGACGAGACCGGGACAGAACCCAAAUCUACCCCUGGACCGGAUGCCACAGAAGAUGAGAGCGCGAGAGAGUCCGCUUCGAGCUUGGAAGCAAAAGACGGUGGUGACAGAACAGCGGAGAAAUCAGAACCGGGGAGCCACAAGGAGGUCAAUUCUAGAGAAGCCGAACCAGAAGGUCAAGAA